Molecule: messenger RNA, 735 nt
Organism: Macaca mulatta (Rhesus monkey)
Lineage: Eukaryota; Metazoa; Chordata; Mammalia; Primates; Cercopithecidae
Source: RefSeq, a predicted model, not a curated record
AUGGAGCGGCGGCCGGGCUGGCGGGGGCGCGCGCGCGGGGCGGGCCGAGGGCCCGGGCCUGCCGCGGGCGGCGCGGCUCCCGGACGCCUGGGCCCCCGGCCGCGUCCCGCCCCGCCUGCUCCUCUGCGCGGCUCCCGGGCGACCGGCGCUCCCGCCUCCCGCCUUCCCCGCUCCCGGCCGGGCCCCGGCCCGGCGGCGCGCGCUCACACCCUCGGCCCAAGCCGCCCUCAAGCCGAGCGCUGCGGACGGGGGCGCGCAAACUGCCGCCGGCCGGGACCCUGCGGCGAGUGCCGGAACCCGGCCGGGCGGGGCCUCCCGCGGACCGGCCGCUUUAUUGGGUCACCGGCCUCGCCCACCGCCCUGCAGGCCGCAGCCAUCUCGGCGGGCGCGCCGCUCGUGGCCCGCGCCCCAUCCCCAGGCCUGCACGAGCUGAACACUGCCCCAAGAAUGCAACAGAACCUCAACUCUGUCCCAAGGUCAUCAGCCACAGCUGCAAGUUUCUUCGCAUCAGCUUUUUCUGAACAAAAUAGUGCAUCCUGCUGGAAUCACUACUGUAAACUGAGUAUAAAGGAAAAUAAACCCUCUUUUUCUUAUCCACUGUGUUCCCUAGUCCCGUGCUUUUCCCAAUGCUCCAGGUUAGUAGAGGCAAAAGAAUUCCCCACUGAGGAGGUACUACAUCCUAUACAAUUUGUUCCACACAUUUUAAUUUCAUUAAGAGAAAACAAAGAUGUUUAA